Messenger RNA from Ustilaginoidea virens, 858 nucleotides. RefSeq lists its product as uncharacterized. Gene Ontology annotation, molecular function: nicotinamide-nucleotide adenylyltransferase activity; nicotinate-nucleotide adenylyltransferase activity. The transcript has 6 exons. Gene Ontology annotation, biological process: NAD+ biosynthetic process. Bases 1 to 858 code for a protein of 285 amino acids. Lineage: Eukaryota; Fungi; Ascomycota; Sordariomycetes; Hypocreales; Clavicipitaceae. The record is from RefSeq and is a predicted model, not a curated record.
AUGGCCGUCGCUACCCAUAGCUCCGACUUUGACUUUGUCUGUCGCAUGACCCCCGAGGGCUACGUCUUCCCGACCGACCGGCUCAAGCAGGCCUGCGCCCCUGGCAAGGUUCCGCUCGUCAUUGUCGCUUGCGGUUCCUUCUCCCCCGUCACGCUUCUGCAUCUGCGCAUGUUUCCUAUGGCCCUUGACCAUGCCAAGAAUAUAGGCUUUGACGUUGUCGGCGGUUACCUCUCCCCCGUUGGCGAUGCGUACAAGAAGAAGGGUCUGGCUCAGGCGCACCACCGAGUCAACAUGUGCCAGCUUGCCGCCAAGAACACCAGCAAGUGGCUAAUGGUCGACACAUGGGAGGCUGAGAACAAUCUCUACAUGCCUACUGCCCGCGUUCUCGACCACUUUGAUUGGGAAAUCAACCACGUCCGCGGCGGCAUCGAAACCACCGAGGGCACCCGUGUGCCCGCCAAGAUCAUGCUCCUCGCAGGCGCCGAUCUAAUCCAGACAAUCUCGACCCCUGAGGUCUGGGACGCGCGUGACGUCGACCAUAUUCUUAGCAACUUUGGCGUCUUUGUUCUUGAGCGGACGGGAACAGACCUAGAGACGGCGCUGGGACAGCUGAAGAGAUGGGAGAAGAACAUCCACGUGAUUCGACAGGUUAUUACAAAUGACAUCAGUUCGACAAAAGUCCGGCUGCUCUUAAAGAGGAACAUGAGCAUCGACUACCUUAUUCCCCAAGAAGUAAUAGAUUAUCUCAUGUCCAACAAUUUGUACCGCGACAUGGAUCUGCAAGCAACGGAGGAGAGCAAGGGCAAGGAUAAGGCCGUGGGACCGUCUAAUUCUUCAAGACAGAUCGAACUGGCCUAA